AUGGGCUCUGCGUCCGGUUUUGCCAAGACCAUUGUCAUCCCCGCCGUCAUCUCCCUGUCACUCUAUCUUCUCCUAUCAUUUGUGAUCAUCCCGUUCUUCCGCCGCUAUCAGCAACGAUAUUCACAAUAUCUUCCUCUACAUGCGAUUUCGGCGCAUACCUCAACGCUCCGGGAUCGCAUCGCCGAUGCCUUGAUGCGGUUCUUCCUGCCGGCAUCCUGGCGACAGCAGGCCCACUUCGACGACCACAACGAUAACAUCAGCAUACUAGACGAGGAAGGAGAAUUGAUGGUCGGCAUGGGCAUGGAUCCCACGCGGAGGGAGGCGCUGGAACGACGACGGAGUACGGCUGCCGAGCCAGAGAACCGACUCAGUCGGGAGCUCGAGCAGGGUUUCAUGGACGACAGCGACGAGGACGAGAGUCCCGGCAACCGCCGCUGA
Molecule: messenger RNA, 438 nt
Organism: Aspergillus melleus
Lineage: Eukaryota; Fungi; Ascomycota; Eurotiomycetes; Eurotiales; Aspergillaceae
Exons: 2
Coding region: 1-438 (145 amino acids)
Source: RefSeq, a predicted model, not a curated record